Molecule: messenger RNA, 900 nt
Organism: Monoraphidium neglectum
Lineage: Eukaryota; Viridiplantae; Chlorophyta; Chlorophyceae; Sphaeropleales; Selenastraceae
Exons: 6
Coding region: 1-900 (299 amino acids)
Source: RefSeq, a predicted model, not a curated record
AUGAGGUCGCUUCCGGGGAUCGGAGCGCUGGCCUACCUGCAGGAUGGCGUAACCUUUUUCCCUAAAUGGUGGGAAGACCUGGAGAAUAACCCCACGCUGCAGGCCUACACCAACUAUGGCCUCGCGCUCGCAUACGGAUCGAUUGCGCUCAUCGCCCUGGUCCAGCUGAUCCGCAUCCAGCUGCGCGUCCCCGAGUACGGCUGGACCACCCAGAAGGUGUUCCACCUGCUCAACGCGCUCGUCAGCUCGCUGCGCUGCGCCAGCUUCCUGUUCCGCGCCCAGAUGGACGCGCUGCACCCGGACGUGCUGCGGCUGGUGCUGUACGACCUGCCGGGCCUGCUGUUCUUCACCACUUACACGCUGCUUGUCCUCUUUUGGGCGGAGAUCUACCACCAGGCGCGCAGCAUGCCCACGGGGUCGCUGCGUCCCAUAUUCGUCGCCUUCAACGGCGUUGUGUACGGCGUCCAGGGCGCCCUGUGGGCGUACGAGAGCAUGGCGGUCAGCGCGUCGCAGGACCGGGUUUCGCGCGUGCUGAGCGCCGCCUUCCUGGCGGCGGUGUCGCUGGCGGCGGCGGUGGGCUUCCUGCUGUAUGGCGGCCGCCUGUUCCUGAUGCUGCAGCGGUUCCCCAUUGAGAGCCGGGGCCGCAAGAAGAAGCUGCGGGAGGUCGGCAUGGUCACCACCAUCUGCGCCGCGUGCUUCACGCUCAGGGCGGUGCUGGUGGCGCUCAGCGCCAUCGACGACCGCGACCUUGACCUCGACGUGGCGACCCACCCGCUGCUCAACCUCCUGUACUACGGCCUGGCGGAGAUCAUCCCCUCCGCCUGGGUCCUGUACAUCCUGCGGAAGUUGCCGCCCAAGCGCACAGCGCAGGGGUACCAGACGAUACCGUCGAACGCGUGA